GGAAAGUGUCAAACGCCCAGACACGCGAUAUGGGGUAGCUUAUUGUUCUGCACGGACGGUGUCAACGCCACGAACUUCCUUAAUCUCGACUACUGUGAGACGCCCCCUUACUUGCGAUGUUUAUAAGAAGCUGCUCAUUACCUCUCGAAGAGAACAUGUUGUUUCCCGCAUCUUGUGCAAUACGGCCACAUCGCUCAUUACUUCUCCUUCUUUUCGAACCAAGCCCUAGAGGCUUAGUCCCUUCCUUUGAGGCAACUGCUCUUCGUCCACUCCUUUUUUCAGAUCCUGUGUACAGUUCUCUCAGUCAGCCACUGCCAACUGAUAGCCGUCAUCGAGACACCAUCAAGAUAUAAUGAAGAUCUCGCUUAGCCUUGGUUCGGCGCUGGCUGCCGCCGGUAUUGUUGAGGGGCAUAUCGCCGCUUGGGCUGAUGGCAUGUAUUGCCGAGGCGGGAACAACACCGCGGUAGACGAUUCCAACACCAACCUGGUAGUCAACCCGCUCUACCAACUCCCGAAAGCCAAGUGGUGGAUGCAAGCCGACCGCGGAUGCGACAAGGUGCCCCCUCCGGCGGGCCAGUUCCUCAACUUACCCGCCCGGGGCAAGUUCACCAUCGAUCUCGGAGCCAACCGCGGCUGCACAAGCCUUUCCUACGGCGGCAAGACCGCGACGCAGUGGCCGGACUGCAGCGAACACCCGGAAGACUGGCACGCGCCCGGGCCGGGCAAGUGUCUCGUCGAUAACCUGGACGGGAAGGGCGGGGCGAUGCACACGCAGAACUACACCACCACGGCCGGCACAGCAUUCGCCAUCAGCUAUCAGUCGAAUAUCAAGAAGGUUACGAUGGAGAACCUCGUUGUUUUUUCAGUUGUCGAGCAUACCCCUUGGAAACGCGUGACUUCGUACCAGGUCCCGGACUUGCCUGCCUGCCCGGUGGGAGGUUGCUACUGCGCCUGGCUCUGGGUGCCAGAUGGAUGUGGCCAGCCAAACAUGUACAUGCAGAACUUUAGAUGCAAUGUUACCAACGCCGUGUCCACAAAGAGACUGGGCGUCGCUAAGCCGCCCGUCGCUUGCCGAGAUGAUUCGAAGAAGUGUAUCGCUGGACCGAAGCAAAUGAUUGCUUGGAAUCAAGCCGAAGGAAACAACGUGCCGGAUAUCGGGUACAGUCCCGGGUACAACGCCAGGAUGGGCUUCAAGCCAGGUGCUCAGAAUGACAUUUUUGUCUAGAGAGCAUCGUCGGAACUUCGUCGCCAGUCAACCGUCUGCAGGGUUCCAGAUCCGGAUAUGCACACCUUGACCGAGUGGAGAGCGCUAGCGAAGCUCACCGGUGACAUGGGGCCCAGCCUGGAUGGUUUUGCGCGGUGAAUUAUUUUCCAUUUCUUGUACAUAUUGAUGACCAUAAGCGAGGGGGAGAAAGCACAAACAUCAUUUGCUUUACUCGUGAAAGGUACCGGGGCCUAAUGCACGUAUUGCCGAGCGCUUUUUCGCCAAAAGUUGCCUAGAUUGAUGCGAGGCUUCGAGUAGGGACCAGUGAUGAGUGUUUGCGGAGAGAUCAUCGUGAAGCGGCAUGCUAGAGGCAUGACCUGAUCUGAAAACUGAUAUUGUGAAAUGACCUUAUCAUCUUGUAUGCAGCUCGGUCCUUUCAAAAUAUAGUACGGCCGUACCCCUGCGAGGAAACGUGGCCGAGCACAAGGCCUAGGACGCUAGGAGC
This is a messenger RNA of Colletotrichum phormii, 1709 nucleotides long. RefSeq lists its product as uncharacterized. NCBI's taxonomy places the organism in Eukaryota, Fungi, Ascomycota, Sordariomycetes, Glomerellales, Glomerellaceae. The transcript is spliced from 6 exons. The record is from RefSeq and is a predicted model, not a curated record. Bases 353 to 1225 code for a protein of 290 amino acids.